AGCUUGUUCGUCUGAUUUCAAUCUCUAAUAUACAUAAGUUGAAUUAGAUUAGGCUUGAAGAUUAUGACCAAGAUAUACGUCGUUUUUACUAUAUAGGGACCAAUUAACAAUAAGAUACUGUACCCGUAUCUUAAAGCUCGGCCCGAUCACCGACCCCAUCGGUGUAUAUAGCCGUCAUCCGGAAGUCGCUCGGCAGAUCCUCUCGGGAGGGAACCGCUGAUACCAGUGAUAAAAUGUUGGCUGUAUUUCACGUAACCAGAUUACAGAUGGAUGAUAUGAUAUGGAUGGAUCACUUGAUCGAUUUGGGGAGUUCUGAGUGGUUUGGUGGAUCAUUUGUAAUUUCCGUGGCCUGGUUUUGUUCCUGCGACUCGCGUGCCUGAGAGUACUACCUACUACGACCGUACGUACCUGGUACCUAGGUACCUACCUGCGUUAUGUUUGAGUAGGCAACCGUUGACGCUGGAGUCGAAAUCUUUGGUGCCUUCUGGAAUCGUUCUAAAUGGUGGUUACAGCGAAGGCGACCCGACCCACCCGCUCGGGUUUUUAUGACUAGAGUACAUUACAUGGCUUUGUACAAUCCGGCAGGUAUGUACGACAUACAAAAGCAAUGCAAUGUCUUGCCAAGGGGUAUAACUUACCGUGGAUAUAGCAUGUCCUCCCUCUGCUCGAGUACCGGCAUGUCCCUACCCGCCGCUAUGACAGCCUGACGACAAAGCACGGUAUCCCACUUAGCAAAAACCCGCCGACUCGUCCGGGGAUUUCCUUUAAUUGCUUUGUUAUGCGUUCCACUCGCUCUUAGCCGGCCUGCUACAUCGGCCCAACAAACAAACAGCGUACCAUCCGCUCAUUGCGGGCGUUGAUGGGGAAUCGCAGGAAAGGCCUGCCAUGAGAUCCGUCGCAUGAAUUUCAUCAUUCGAACGAGGAAACAUACCCAGGGGAUCCCCAUAACGAGAGAAACAAUGUUUCUAUUGAGUUCUGGUGGGGUUGGCCUUUUUCUUUUUCUAUUUUUUUUUAUGUCAUACCACGUGAAGUGACCUGGCCCUGCUCUGAGGAACUUGAUGAGUGAAUAUUCGAGGGUCUGAGAAGAGAAGCCAGGGGGACCGGGGGUAUAUUUGUACCAGCGUUUCCUUCCUCAGAGGGAUACCCGCCAUUUACACCUUCUCCUCUCUCUCGAUCCGUUUUCUGGCUAGUAAUCAUUCCUUUUUCCCUCAACAGUCACUCCUUUUACUACCCGUUGUUUCUCGCCUCUUCGGGGACAGGAUUAAAUACAUAAUCAACCCAAAGGUCCGUUGUUGGCACUCUGAAAAGUCGUGCCACUCCAAACCACCAAAAAGUAAGCCAGUACAUCUGCGAAUGGGUAUCUUCUCAAACGACGGCAUGGCCAAAUCAAACAAAAAGGGGCAAGAUGUCGCCGACGGAGCAGACGCGGAGAAGCCCCUGCCGGAGCCCAAGCGACCGGGAACCAGCGGCACCGAGAUGAUGCUCACGACGACGCGGCGGCAGGCCUCUGCCAAGCUGAAGGCCGCCUCGCAGGCCGAGCGCGCCUACAAGGCCAAGAAGCGCUCCGCCGCCGCCCGCGCCAACCUCGACGAGGCCAAGGGCCACUUUGGCGAGACCUUCAAGCACAUCGUCACCGGCUCCAAACUCAUGGCCUCGGUCGUCCGCUCCGUGCCCUACAUCUUUAGCAACAAGGCCGAGAAGCGCCGCGCAAAGGCCGCCGAGUCCAAGCGCGCCGCCGCCCUCGAGAAGCGCAAGAAGCUUGAGGAGAAGCUGGCAAAGGAGAAGGAGGCGGCCGAUACCCUCGCCGACGAGAAUGCCGGCGAGGGUCCGAGCAACUCCUCGUAGAGGAAGCAUCUCUAGCCCAUCCCAACUCUUUUACUUGUAUCAACCCGGACCUUUGGUCUCAACACAUUCGCUUUCUUUUCGUACCAUCUCGGAUCAAACAAGUGCGGUUCCCCGUCAGAUCUCACAGUCGCUAUCAUUUCUCAUAUUUUACUCAUAUCAUGCACUUCUAUGCAUAAACACACGCUCUUUUGCUUUUUGUUUCUACCUCUCUGCUUUCAACUCUUCAUACUAGAACUCUCCUUGUCAUUACUGCGUCAUUUCCCUAGCUUGAACCCUAAAUUAUACCCAUCUCAUCUGAUAUCAGAUCACCGCUAUUCUUAAUCACUCCAAAUACCUGUUUUCUUUUUGCUUGUCACUAUUUGCUUUAACCUACUUACUUGUAUUUCGCUUACGAAUUACGACCGCUAUGUUAGGAUGGGUUUGUUCAUUGUGGCGGAGUUUGGUUCAUUUACAUUUGCGCCCCUAAGUAUCAAUCAAGACAUACCCGGGGGAAAAAACACCAAAGGAGGGGGACCUUGCCCGCAAAACCGAGCCUUUGGCUUUGACUUGGUACAAGGCCAUUCAUUCUUAUACUCUCUCCCCAUAUAGAGAAAACACACCCUAACGAAUUCGGCUGUCGUGGCUAAUCGGCGGAAAAAAAAACCACAGACUAUUUCCUUGUUUCACUUUUUUUUUGGUCUCGUGCCUUUUCUUUUUCUCUUUUCGUCUUGUCCAUAUGGUUCUUUUGCUGCAAGCGUCUUGAACAAAAGUUAAUACAAAUGCCCCAGGGCGUAUCCAUCACAUCGACGAAAAUAAUUGCUUUUCAACUGAUCUCAAGAUGCCUUUAUUAGCUCCGCCGACCUUCUACAAAGAAUGAUCUCUGACUCUAGUACUAUAAAAAGAUUACAAAUGGAUAACCGACUACUGAUUCGAUAUCAAAUUCUUU
Pyricularia oryzae 70-15 is the source of this 2770-nucleotide messenger RNA. RefSeq lists its product as uncharacterized. NCBI's taxonomy places the organism in Eukaryota, Fungi, Ascomycota, Sordariomycetes, Magnaporthales, Pyriculariaceae. The record is from RefSeq and is a predicted model, not a curated record. The coding region runs from base 1354 to 1845 and encodes 163 amino acids. The transcript is spliced from 3 exons.